Messenger RNA from Hymenoscyphus albidus, 1835 nucleotides. Lineage: Eukaryota; Fungi; Ascomycota; Leotiomycetes; Helotiales; Helotiaceae. The record is from the annotation of a GenBank genome assembly.
UUUUUUUGUAACUUCCAACUGCGACCUAUCAAACCAACAAGUUUCCGCACACAAAUUGCAAGGAAACGAUGAUGGUUUCUGAUAUCGUGUUGGCUGCAGCGAUCGCUGCGGCCCUAAAAUUGGUCCUCUGGAUUUACGAAAGUGCGCGACAACCUACUAAUGGUCAACUUCACGCCAUAACAAAUGCUCAUUUCAGCACACCUUUCUCUAGACUCUGGCUUCUUUGGAUCCGAGCAACUGGCGAGGAGUUCACCAAAUGCCUUGAGGCUCAUCGCACACUCGGCCCUAUCAUCAGAAUCGGUCCUAAUGAGAUCAGUAUCAAUCACGUUGACGGGGUCCGCACUGUGUAUGGUGGUAACUGGGAUAAGUCAAGCAUGUACGACAAGUUCACAUACUUCGGGUAAGAUGCCAUCACCCGUCAAUACACAAGAAAAAGCUGACAUUGGAGGUUCUCACCACUCUUCGCGAUACGCCAGGGAAAGUCUCACGCGGAAAGAAAGCGACUCUUCACUCAUGUCUUCUCCAAAUCUACAAUUGUCAACUCCGCCAAACUCAACGAUCUUCUUCAAUCCAUCUUAACCGCCAGACUGUUACCUAGGUUGCGGCAAGCAUCCGAUAACGGCGAUGACGUGGAAGUGUUUUCUCUGACGAGAGAAUACAGCAUGGAUGUUGUCACUGGUUAUCUUUAUGGCAAGGAGAACGGAACAAACUGGCUGGAGAAUCACGACAAUGCUGCGCAUCACCUAACUGCAUUCCAACAGUACGCUGAGCGUUUGGCAUUCUUCGCCAUUACAGAUUUGCACUCGCUGGUGACUUCCUUCAAGCGUUUAGGUAUCGAUCUGGUCCCCCCUUCCGUGGAUAUGGCGUAUGAAACCAUCAGCUCCUUCUUAUGGGACAUCACAACCCGCACAAUUGAUUCUUUCAAAAAUGGCGAAACUGAAGUGAAGGGUGACACUGGAAUAUUGAAAGACGUAUGGCAAAAGCUUGGUAACGUCACAGCGGAGGAAAAAACAAGACUGAUUGCAUCUGACAUGGGCGAUCAACUCCAUGCCGGCCAUGUGGCCACGGGAACUAUGCUCACCUACCUCAUGUGGGAGUUGUCCAGAAACAUCGACAUUCAAACCAGACUCAGACGUGAAUUAGCCUCCCUCAACGACCCCUAUAGCUCUGAAUUGUUAGACGCUGUGCUUUUGGAGACCUACCGCAUGUACCCCGCUGGUUAUGGACCAUUUCCUCGUGUAGCAUCAGAGAACUCAACAGUACAUGGAUUCGCCAUUCCCAAAGGAACUAUUGCUAGUGCAUCGCCAUUCAUGCUUGGCCGCAACGCUGCUAUGUUUCCCAAUCCUGACUUUUGGUUGCCUGGUAGAUGGGUCGGAGUUGACUCAGACAAGAAACGACAAAUGCAGCGCUGGGUAUGGAUGUUCAUGAGCGGACCACGCAUUUGUAUUGGAGAACACUUGGCUGUCAUUGGUACGUAUCGACUGCCUUCAUCUUUCUUCCUUUGUUGUACUGAUACUUUUAUACAGCAAUGAAGAGAUUCGUCAUCGAGAUUUAUUCUCGUUACGAGACAACAAUCAUUGGCGAUCCCGACAUGACACAGCUCGAGACCUUCUUCUCCGUCCCUGCCGGUGCAUCACUACCAUUGAAAUUCCGACGGGGCCCAUUGAAGACAAAUCGUUGAGGUCACAGUGUUCGCAUUUUACAAAUGGCAUCGCUUUUUAUAAAUGGCAUGGUAUUAUUAAGAUCUCAAGACUGGCUUGUAGAUAGAUAGAUAUUUUUCAAGACCAGCUCAAAUACAAUUGCUUCCAAGGUGUCGCAUGACUCUCAUCUAAGAC